AUGCCACAUGACAGUAACACUCCAACCCGGCUGUUGAACGCAAAGUCGAGGCUUCUCGAAACUUUCCCGUCAUCAUGUCCGCCGUACGCCAUUGUCUCACACACCUGGGGUACAGAGGAGAUAUCACAUGCAGAGUGGCUGCUUCCUGCCACGCAUCGGGACAAACGACAGGCCUCGAAGGCUGGCUACCGGAAGAUCAUCAGUGCGUGCUCGCAGACUCUCGCGGACGGCCUCAAAUAUGUCUGGGUUGAUACAUGCUGCAUUGAUCGAAGGAACAACAACGAGCUUUGCGAAGCCAUCAAUUUGAUGUUCUCGUGGUAUGGGAAUGCCGCAGUGUGCUAUGCACUGCUCUCCGAUGUCGAACAUGGGACACAGCUGUUUCCUGCUGAGCAGCAGAUACAGUCACGCGAGCGACUGAAGAUAUCAGCGGACUGGUCACGCAAGACGCAGAGGGGCGUAGCGGCAGUGCGUUCGUCUCGAUGGUUUACCAGAGGAUGGACUUUACAAGAGACCAUUGCCCCACACACCGUUCACUUCUUCGACUCAAAGUGGAUUUGGCUGGGAGCACUUCGCCAGCCAAGUAUACUGGCUCUGGUCGCUGACAUUACCGGCAUCGAUCCAGCGCUUUUGGCCGGUCGUAAGGCUCUGACGGAUUACAGUAUUGCACAGAGGCUCUCAUGGGCCGCGAAGAGACAAACCACAAAGCCAGAGGAUUUAGCCUAUUCACUACUAGGCAUUGUCGGUGUGAACAUGAUUCUACUCUAUGGAGAGGGCCCGCAAGCUUUCACGCGACUGCAGGAGCUGAUCUUGGAGAGUUCGGAGGAUCUAUCGGUCUUGGCCUGGACACAUUCUAUCUCAAGUGCCCGAUCACAGUUGCUAGCUCCAUCACCUCUCGACUUCCAGCAUUGCGGUCGCAUAGCAAUCAACAUUCCCGGCAGCCAAGCCACAAUGACAGAGCAUUGGAGGACCAGCCGUGGCCUCAAAGGCACUUUCGAGGUUGGAGAAGCUGAUCUGAGCGACUCUCCUUCGCCAUGCAAACUCAUCCUGCUUGGUCUCCAUCCUGUCCGCGCUCCGGGUCAAGUUAUAGCCUUGCCAGUGAAGGCCCUCAAUUCGGCCGCCAGCAGCCCUAUAUUCAAGAUUGACCCGAUGCUUGCUGCCCAAGCAUCCUCGAUGAUCGAGCGACUCACUACGCUGGAUAGACGACAACUUCGCAACGUGUCUCUGCUCGACUGCACAAUUCUACUGGGGUAG
Recurvomyces mirabilis is the source of this 1251-nucleotide messenger RNA. RefSeq lists its product as uncharacterized. The transcript has a single exon. The record is from RefSeq and is a predicted model, not a curated record. NCBI's taxonomy places the organism in Eukaryota, Fungi, Ascomycota, Dothideomycetes, Mycosphaerellales, Teratosphaeriaceae. Bases 1 to 1251 code for a protein of 416 amino acids.